UUAGGAUACAGCAGAGUGAGUGAGGAGGAGAGAGAGUGCGGGAUGCUGACAGACUCCUGAUAGAUGGUUAAAAUGGCGAAAGCUGGUUCGACCCCAGAGAGCCACCAAACUGUAGCACUGUAGGUCGGAACAUGUAGUAGCUGAAGAAGCUGGAUAUCUCUCUGUGUGUUUCCUCUCUCUGUUGUUUUUUUUUUUUUUCAUUUUUUCUAAAGCGCUGUCUCUUCUUCACCUCACGUUGUUCUCUAUCAAAGCAAGUGCUGGACGUGUUUUCGGUGUUUUUAAAUGGCAUCCACAAGGCGCCGCCGCCUUGUUCCGUGCUUUUUGGGAAUACUCGUAAAUGCUUUAAUCGGUGUGAUGUGUGAAGCUGAGCUCUCCUUCACCCUGGAGCCCAACGACAUCAUCGCUGUGCAGGAACAGCCCCUCAUGCUCCACUGCCAGGUGGUUGGCAUCCCCCCAAUUACAACACAGUGGAGGUACAAUGGCCUCCUCUUAACUCAGGACCAGCAUCACACCACCUUCAUCAACGGCUCGCUCCUGAUUGCUCACUUCCAGAAGACCAAAUCCGACGGCUCAUCUGACGAGGGUGACUAUGAGUGCAUGGCCCAGAAUUCCUUUGGGCUGGUGGUGAGCCGCAAGGCCCGCAUUCAGGCAGCCACCAUGGCAGACUUCCACGUCCAGCCAGAGUCGGUCCACGCUGAGGAGUCUGGUGUGGCCAGAUUCCAGUGCCAGAUCCACGGUCUGCCAGAGCCCGUCAUCAGCUGGGAAAAAGACAGCCGUCCGGUGGACACCAAGGACGAGAGGUACACUCUGCUGCCUACAGGUGUUCUGCAGAUCACAGGCGUGCGUGAGGAGGACAGUGGAAAGUUCUGCUGUGUGGCCCAUAACAGUGCAGGAGUGAAAUACAGUGCUGAGGCGCUCCUGACUGUUUCAGGCUCUCAGUCAUCUGUUUACAAAGAACCCAUGAUCCUGGUCGGUCCAGAAAACCUCACCCUCACUGUUCACCAAACUGCCAUCCUGGAGUGUGUUGCUACUGGAUACCCUCGGCCCAUCGUGUCCUGGAGCAGGCUAGAUGGCCGUCCCAUCGGGGUGGAGGGAAUUCAGGUACUCGGCACGGGGAACCUGAUGAUCUCAGAUGUUGGUGUGCAGCACUCGGGGGUCUAUGUGUGUGCCGCUAACAAACCAGGGACCCGUGUCCGCAGGACUGCUCAAGGACGCCUGGUAGUCCAAGCCCCGGCGGAGUUUGUUCAACCUCCGCAGUCCAUCGCCCGGCCUGUCGGCACCACGGCCAUCUUCACCUGCCAGGCGCAGGGCGAACCUGAGCCGCAGCUCACCUGGCUGAAGAACGGCCAGAUUCUGGAGCCUGGGGGGCACGUCAAACUCAGGAACAACAACAGCACACUGACGAUAUACGGCAUCAGCCAGGACGACGAGGCCAUCUACCAGUGUAUCGCUGAGAACAGCGCCGGCUCCACUCAGGCCAGUGCCCGACUCACCGUGCUCUGGGCCGAUGGACUUCCUGGUGUUCCCACCCACGUUCAGGCUGACGCCCUCUCACCCACCACCAUCCAGGUGUCCUGGAAGGAGCCCGAUCAGAAUACUCAGGACAUCAUCGGCUACGUGCUCCACAUCCGCAGGACCUCAGACCCAGUGGAGAUGGAGUAUGAGGAGGCCGUCAGUAAGGUGACGCUGCAGCAGAUCAUCCGGGACCUGGAGCCCUCCACCAGCUACAACUUCUACGUCAAGGCCUACACAUCCCACGGGGCCAGCAAACCAUCGGACAGUGUCACUGAGAGCACUCAUGGGGAGGUUCCAGCUCCUCCUUCCCUCUACACAAAGGUGGUAAACAGCAGUGUUGUACUGGCAUCGUGGGAGCCUUCAUCCAAGAUGGGCCAGCAUCAAGGCUUCAGACUGUAUUACAGACGAGCGCACUCACCGAUGUUCACUGGUCCCAUCACUUUCCCUCGCAAUGUCACCCAAUACAACAUCACUCAGCUGGAUUCCUCACUGGUCUAUGAGAUAAAGCUGCUUGCAUACAACCAGCACGGAGAUGGAAACGCCACCAUGCGAUUUGUUUCACUUCGAGAGGCAGUGGAAAAAUCCGUGCUGGACGGCUCGUGUGACUGUGUGAAAGAUGAACAGAGCAAAACAUCCACUACGGGCAUCAUAAUCGGCAUCCACAUCGGAGUCACCUGCAUCGUCUUCUGCGUGCUCUUCCUCGUCUUCAGCUACCGUGGCAGGUUAAUGAUGUGUAAGACGGUUCAGGCCACCCCCCAGGCAGGACACAGCGCGGUGCUGGAAUCCUCUUCCUCUUCCCAGGGGGCCGUUGGGCUCAACGGGGCUGCCAGGAGAGAGAUGGAGGUCAAUGGCAGCGCAGCAGGGAAGAAAGCGGUCGACAGCAACGAGCUGCAGAGACUUUUCACUCAACCCAACUCACAAGAUACAUGCAUGUCCGACUCCUACGUGCUGAACGACACUCAGCUGUCUACGAUACCACUGGACGAGUUCGCGGUGGAGAGAGAGACGCAGUUCCAGGAGCCUCCUGCAGCAGGAGCAGCUCGACAGGACCAAGGCUAAUCAUGUAUGAAGGCCAAGUCACAUGACACACUCCCGUGUCCACUUAGACUCUUCUCUCACUCAGGUUUACAAGCAUUUCUUUUCAAAGUAGUUUUUUUUUUUUUCCCUUUUGUGCAAAGAUUUUUUUUUUUUUAUUAGUAAGUUAAGAAGUUCUGGAGGAUCUAGGACUGUAUAUUAGAGUGUUUUUUGGUCCCGGCUAUUUCUAGUGAGGCAGGCCACUUAAAUGUUUUUCGGUCUUCUGUUAAUUUUCUGGUGUUGGGCAGCACAGAGAAUAGAGGCCCCAGAAUGUCCUUGUUAUACAAUGACUUUAUUUUUAAGUUUAUAAAUAUAUAUAUAUACAUAUAUAUCUUUAUCACCUAUAUGUCAAAGCGGUUAUAAGUUAUUGGUUUUAUCUCUACUUUUCUGUGGAUGUCAAAGACUCCUGCUGCCUGCUCUCAUCUACCAAUGAUUCCACCUUCUCGUUCACAGAAGACUUCAGCCUUCUUCCAGGGAUUCGAUAUAUUCUGUCUCAGGACUUUGUUUCAGUGAUCUCAACAAUUUUUAUGAGUUCUCGACCUUCAUACAGGCACUAGACUUGGCUGUGUGAACCUUACGAUUUAACAAAAACCUACCUCAGCCGGAAUGAAUGUGUCGCGGGAAGCUUUUAGGGACUUUACCUUCCCCUGUGCUCACAAUUACUUUACACGUGGAGGAACUGAUUGGUUUGAAAAUUUACAAGAUCAGGUGCCGCUCUACCUCAGAUGUCAAGAAUCGUCUCUCUUCUCCUGCUUGUCGAAGUAAAACUUAAAAAAUGAGUAUCCAACAUAAAGCACUUCCAAAUGCUGAAAUUAAUGUUCUACCUCAAGAUAACAAUGUUAAUGUUGUCGCUGUUGUUGAUGUUGUUUGUCUGUUUAUUGCAUAAUGAGAAACCCUCUUCCCUCCCCUUUGUGAAGUCCUGGUUUCCCUCUGUCGAUGAAUAUGAUGUUUGUAGAUACUUUGUCAGUACCUCAUGCAAGCUGACAGACUGAUGACAUGUUGUAUGAUUUACAGUAUGUUGGGAAUAUGAAUGAAGUUAUGAUGCUCCAAUGUAAGCUUUUUUCCCCCCUAGAUUUUACUUCUUUUAAAAGAUCAUAUUGUUCUUUUUUCACAUGUAGUUGCUUCAGUUGAAUGAAAAGACUGUUAGAGAUACACUGCAUUGCUGAGGAUAUCUUUAGGAUUGUUUAGUCAUAAUGACAUUAGAUAUUUAACGUUCAACUGGACAAGAAGAAAACCCUAUAAUCUGCGGGCGCCAGAGAUGUAUCUAAAAUUGGCAUGAAUUGUGUGUGCCUGUGUGUUUGUUUGUGUGAUUGAAUAAAUGUUUUCAUGCAUAUAUGACAUAUAUGAUAAAAGAAAAUUAAGCACAAAUGUUAACAAAAUUUCCCAAAACAUUGUUCUACUAUUCUUGAUGUGAUGAAAGGAAUAAUUUGGCAUUAUGGGAAAUGUUCGUUUCUUGCUGGCAUUGAUCUGAAAAGAGCGAUUUGUCUCAACUAUGAACUUAUAGCCGGAGGGUAAUCAGUCCAACUGUACCUAAAACCACAAAUAUAUUAAAUUAAUGCCUGUAAACAGAUUGGACUUCAAGACAUUAUGAAUUAGCUACCCUGCAUUUUCAGUACAACAUUUUGGAAAAGUUUCUUAUUUUGUUCCUGGUGAAAAAUAAGAUGAUUGAUAGUUGUGUCAUAUACGCUACCAUUCAAAAGUUUGGGGUCACUUAGAAAUGUCCUUAAUUUUGAAAGAAUAGCUUUUUUUUUUUAAAUCAAUGAAGAUAACAUUAAAUUAGUCAGAAAUCCAGUCUAGACAUUGUUAAUGUGGUAAAUGACUAUUCUAGCUGGAAACAGCUGAUUAUUAAUGGAAUAUCUCCAUAGAGGUACAGAGGCUCAUUUUCAGCAACCAUCACUCCUGUGUUCUAAUGCUACAUUAUGUUAGCUAAUGGUGUUGAAAGGCUAAUUGAUGAUUAAAAAACACUUAUGCACUUAUGUUAGCACAUGAAUAAAAGUGUGAGUUUUCAUGAAAUACAUGAAAUUGUCUGGGUGACCCCAAAUUUUUGAACGGUAGUGCAUGUAAAUUAAAUAUGAAGCCACAGCCUGGACUAAGUUACCUACUAUAAUAAACUAUGCACACAAGGCAGUUUACACACAUUGGUGAGAAUGUACUGCUGACAAUAGCAACAGAUGUUGGUGGGACAACAAGCUCCAUUCACUAGUAGCAGAUCAUCAGAAAGUGUAAAAAAACUGCAAUUCCUCAAAUGGCCACUUGAGGCUGCAACUAAAAGCAAGUCAAUCCCCAUCGGCUCUCAUGUUAAAAUGCUCAACUUUACAGCUAAAGUAAACAUGUUUACAGCCUGGCACUAAAAACUAUUUUGAUCUCUAUAGCUAAUAUUUCUGUUUAUGAUAGCAGUGUGGGAGGUGAAUUUAUAUGUAACUCACCCGUUUAAAUUAUAUUAAGGCUGAAAGUUUAUACAUCAUUAACCUCACCAUGCCUGUUUUUAUGUAGUCAAUUAUCAAUCCCUGUUGUCUCCAAUGACAGUUUGUAAAACUACCCAGUGUAACUCGUCACAAAAUCAAUCCAUGUCAUCCUUCUUUGGAAAUUUAAAUUGGGAAGUCAAGCUGUUUCGUAAAUUCCUUUGUAAAAGGAAUGCCUAGCUAGCAAACCACCAGUGUAGUAAGUGUAGCAACUCCCACUAAUGUUUAUGAGCUCCAGUUUUAACAUAGUGUAGUUUUUAACAGAUGUAAUGUGUUUAGGAACAAAUCUCUGAAUUCCUUUGACAGUGACUUUAACAAUACUGCUCGAAUUCCAGAAAAUGAAUACAGAUAUUUCCCAAAAUGUUGAAUUCUUCCUUUAACAACACAACAUGAGAGUGGUGCAGAUCUCCAGGGGAAAAAGCAGUAAAACUAUUUCCCAAAAUGUUGAAUUAUUCCAUUUUUAAAAAAAUGACAGCAGUGUAUCUCUAAACUUUCUCUGAAUAUAUGUUGCUGCAGUACUUUUAGUCCUUUUGUUUUACAUCACUGUACCUGAAUCCUUUUUUUAAAUGAAGCAGUAGCCUUUUUACACUCCGGAUGGCCAGUAGAUGUGACGGUUUUUGAUCAUGCUUGUGUACUGUUACUCUUCCCAAAACCACCCCUGCUGCUCAGCCUUCUCCCUCCUGUCAAUGCUGACUAGUUCAAGUGCUUCAGGAACGCCGACUUUCAAUAUCGCUGGAUGCUGACGGCUACAGACGGAGAGCCGGUCGAGGGGGGAUAGACGGUUGUUGGGUGACAACAAUCACAGGGGCUUCUCUCGCCGGCUCUCUGCUCAGUGUCGUCACAUACUGUACAGGAAUCGCUUUGAUGCAUUAUCGUUACCUACCUCAACUGUGUUUUUGGCCUUUCUCUCAGGUCUUAAUGAAGGAAACAUACAGAGUACGAACAAUGAAGGACAGGAAAACACACACACACACACAUACAUAUAUAUAUAUAUAAUAGAGUAUAAAUGCGUAGAUGUUGCAAUUAUCGAAACAUGCUGGACAGACAGACAAAGUAGACGGAAACACAAACAACACUCACAAAAGGAGGGAGAACUUUUUAGGACCUUUAUGUCAUGCACUAACUAUUUAAACUGUUCAGUUUCAUGCUUAAUUUGUAGUGGAUGUGAAUGUAUAACUUUGGUUUUAUCAGAUUUUUUUUCUUCCAUAUUACCAGCUUUUAACUUAAUUUUUCUCACCUGUGUUUUGUUUUGUGUUUUAUGUGGAUUUCUUCCCCCCCCAUGAAUAAAGCAAACUGAGAAAAAAAAUGUGGGUGGCACUUACAACUCCAACACAUACACAAUUGGUUUAUUGACUUUCCUUUGUGACUGAAGCUGACUUAGUACCUCUGCUGUCCUGAGUUCAGAUGGUUUCUAUGAGUUGGCCAAGAGAGGGCUGGAAACAACUGCCUAGUUGUAAUUUCAAAUCAGUGAUGAUGUGAAUUUCUGAGAGCCAUAAUAUUUUCCACGUUGCCAAAAGGAGCGUCAACAAGCUACGGACAGACGCUUUUUCAAAAAAUUUACAGUCCUACGCAAUUUGUUUAAAUCGCUGUUGAGCUGACCUUCAUUCACUCUGUUCAUUUGUCACAUCCCUGCUGUCUUGAGUGACAAGCUAACCUUUACCUUUAUUCAGGCUUUUUCUUUACGUCUGUGGUGCUGAAUCCAGAAUGCUUCCCGGCAUUAUUCCUCAGAUGGUUUUGUGUGAUCUGUUCGGCACACAAGCUGUAGCAAACGUAACAACUGCGUCUUCACUGACAGGUGACAGAGCAUGUGACGAAUCCAAAAGAACAGACAAUUUGAUUACAGUUGAGUCAGAUAAUUGGAAGAUAAUGCACUCUGCUUUUUAAAAUGUGUUCACAACAUCCUCUUGAGAGUUGUAUGUGUCCCCACAGCUGUCAUCUUAAUUUCUUAUGCAAACCAGCAUCAUACACAGUUUCCAUUUCAUAUAUCAUCUAUAAUUUAAUGCCUUUUAAAUUUAUUUGUUAUGUGCAGAUGUUCUCCUUGCAUCUAUUUCUUGUAUUUUACCUUACACUUUUGGUGUUAAUAUCGUGUCGCAAGUGUUGGGGUGGGUGAAAAAAAAUGUAAUUGUUAAAAUAGCAGAACAAAUGCCGCCCUAAAUGUCUCCUCUGUAUAUUUAUUAACCUCUGAACCUCCUGUGAUAUUUUCUCUCUGGGCUUGCAGCAGCCUUUAUCUCUGUUUUUUUUUUUUUUUUUUUAACCUCUGUUGAGAGUAAUUUCACUUGGGAUACGAGUGAUGUGUUUUUUUUUCCUUCCUUCCUUCCUUCCUCUGUCCCUCGGUGUAAUUUAAGGUUAAUCUCCUCCUGCAGGAAAUUGCCCGCCCCCGUGGAUGUGACAGGUUUCGGUGCCACGCUGUUUAACCUGAUUCACCGGGAAGGUGGUGCAGUGACGAUCAUGUUUACGUGAUUAGACUUCGAUAGGUCAGGUUGUCAUAUUGCUGUAAAAUAUUAGAGCUUGUGCGAUUUGUUGGAGUGCUUGAAGCUGUUAUCACUGACUGACUGGUGCUGUAGCUCCAUCAGCAAAGGAGGCCAGAUGUUUCCUUCGCUGACAUGGUUUGUGGAAAAAAGGGCCUUUGUCGUACAUAUUUGACAGUCUUGGGAAGUGCUCCAUCACCAAACACUGCUCCUGUCAGUUAGUCGGCCUCCUUUGUUCCUCGUUCAAGAAUCCUGACCUCUGGUCAAGGAGAGUGUGUGCUCAGGGACUCGCUGAUCCUUGUGUUAUAUGUAUCUGAACAGGCCUCAAAUUUAGCCUUCUGGACUUGAUUCCCCUCCUAGAAUUCUGCUUUGUGCUCAGCUCAGACAGUUAUGCUGUAAGAGAUGCCAUCUUUGUUGGAUAUUUAGGUAAAUAAGACAGAAUGUUGGCAGGAUAAUACGCAUUUAACUGUGUCAUUUGUCCCUUUAGAAAAUAGUUCCUCUGUAUCCUUAGUGCAGCCAAGCUGGAUGAAAAUAACCAUGUAGAGACACAUAUUAACGCUGAGUUACCAUGUCUAUAUAAUAUUGUGACAACAAAAACAUUCACAACAGCACUUCAGAUAUAAAGAUUCUAAAUUGAAAAGUAGCUGCUUUUAUUUGUCUUACAGUACAUCAAAAUGAAGGUUUUGGGGGAUGGACUUUGAGUCGGACAGAAUAAGCAUUUUAAAGUUGUUGGCUUGAGAGAAAAAUGUAGAUUUUUCACAAUUUUCUGACAUUUUAUAGAGCAAUCAUUCAGUUAAUCAAGAACAUAGUAGGAAGAUUCAUCUGUUCUUCAUUCAUACUCCUUCCAGUAUCCUCAGGUUUUACAUAGAAAGUAUCCUGGACUGGUCAUGUGCAGGGUUUGAUUCAUAUUGAAUAUGGUGCCAGGAUAUGGCUCUAACAGAUUACAUAUCUGUCUCUGUAGUUCUGUCUCUUAUUAUGCAUUUACUAAUCACAGGUAGCCAGAUUGAGUCAGAAGGUCACGAUAGGCUUCAUCUGGCUGGAUUAAGGUUGUGUUGCUGUAUUAUGUCUGUGGAUGAUCUCAGUAGUGAGGACGUCUAGGAGACCUGAAGUACUGAGGUUCUGGUUUUUCUAGAGACCCACAGCUGAUGCAACUAGUUCCUUCUUAAAACGUCCUUUACAUUACGCAGUACUGAUAGUUGUGGCACCAAAUGACCAUCUAAUGUGAUUGUGGAUUGAAGACAUUUCCAAUGCAUUUAUCUUCACGGUGUUCUGCUCUGAGACCCCGAUGACUGUAGAUGUCAAAUAAUGCUGAGUUUUGAGAUUUUAUACUCUUGUCAAAUGGUGAUUUAAUGUAACUGUACUUUAAUGUUUGAGAUCAGUAUUAUAUUUUACAUACUUAUGUAAAGAAAGCAGAUUGAAUCCAGUGUAUUUAAAGCUAUUAGGCAGAGAAAUGCCCACAGUAGAUCUGCAUGAGAAACGAAAAGCUGACGUGUUAUUUUAGCUCAACUGAAAAGUGUUAGUUAAUCCUUAUUGGACUUGUGAUGGUAACACUGUGAUAUUUAGCCAAAUAAUGGCAAAAAUAAUGUUGUGAUCUCAGUAUGGUACUAUUGAUGGUCCUGUCUAACAUUGUCAGUCAAUCUGUUUUGAUGGUGUGUAUUGAUGCAAAUAGGUUGAGUGACCUUUUCCAUUGACAAAUCUCCGUCUGCUUCGCCCUCGCUGAUGCCUGAUGAUCACCUCAUCCUCAUCCUGUUGCCACCAGUCAUCCUCACACGAGUGACUCGAGGUGAGGUCCUGUCAGUCGUGUUACCUUUAAAGUGACAAGUCGUCUUCGUUUUCCUUCACAAACCAUCGUUGCUUGAGGAGAAUGUCUGCUUUGUAUCGACGUUGUCAACACGAGCUAAAGCCACUCAGUCAUCCUUUAUCUGAAGUAAGAGCUCCUGGGUAGAAUCCGCUCUGCAGGUGUGAGCGACCCCCCACACCUGUCCUGUAAAUUUAGCAUCAAAGAUGAAAGUCAAUAACAGCCUCCCGGUGAAAACUCCAUUGUUCAAGUCUGCUAACAGAGCCAUACAUUGUUAAAAAAAAAAAAAAAAGGAAAAAACAAGUAUAGAUCGCCACACAGUAACUUCAGUCUCACAGCACUGCUGGCAAAACAGUUUUUAGUCUUAUAGAGGAAUUUCUGUCAAUAUAUUGUUGACAUAUAGAACACGUAGGCGUAAGAAUAUUUGACCUGACCUCGCCCGGUGUUGCUGGUUCGCAAGAAUUUUACCCGUAUGCAUAAAAUUGAACAACUGAUAAGAUUAGUUGUAAUCGUUAGAGUUGCAAACUGAACUUUGCUUUAUUGAUUAUAGGAUUUAAACUUCUCGCAACUUGUCACCACUGAAGGUGGUUAGAAUUGAUUAGAAACAGGAAACUCAUCCAGUGCUGAAGUUAAGUCUUCACUCCUGGGAUUUAAGCCCCUGAAGAGUAUUUCUCUUUAACAUUAAAUCUUGAGGAUUAAAUAAGAAACAGUCAAAAAUAAAGUGUAGAGCAAAUUUCUCUGGUUGUUAAGACGUUACCAGUCAAAAACUCAUUUAAUCUGCUUUAUCAAGAUAGCUUCAUCAAAUAAUCUAGCAACCCUUACUACAUUUGGAUGUACUUCAGGUUUUGCAAAAUCCAGAAUGUUGUCUUUGUUACAUGUUGAUAUAUUAACAAUAUAUUUAAAAACAUUAUAGAAACUGGCUGUAACAACUGGUGAUGGGCAGCAGUAAUCCUGAUAUUCACAGGAGCAGUUGGCUCCUGAUGCAGCUGUCGAAAAUUCAAGAUUAGCAUCAAAUUAGAUAGAAAAUAAAUAUCUUAAUGCUGUUUAUGUUCUACUUACUGUUGGUUUCCAUAGAACAAUCCGUUUAUUUACUCUUGUAGUGAGUAAAUUGGUGUCUUCUUGUGUCGAAAUUUCAGCAGACCACAAAAAGGUUCAAUAGAAAGGCAAAGCUGUCUGCCAGUUUGUUCUUGCUUCAACUGAGUUGAUUAUACUGGUACUACAGGUCAUAAAAAAUGAGGAUAAUUUAUCUUUUAUCUAUGCAGUUUUAUUUUUUCUAAGUCUUGCAGGGUUCAAAUGUGGUGUCAACCUGAAGCCAAAAACCAUACAGGGAGCACAAAUCUUUAUUUUUAGCCCAUGAUCAUGCAUAAUCGCACUUGUCUGUCUCUAUCUGUCUGCCUGUCUGUCUGUUUUCCUGUCUGUCGGUCUUGUCGUUCUUUGUCCGUCUGCUGAGGUCACUGCCGAUAUCUGCUUUCCUCCCACAGUUUAAUUCAGGUUAACACGAGAUGAUUUAAUAAGUGUUCUCGGAGCAUCGUCAGGGAUCACUAAUGUUUGUUUUCACAAAGUUGUUCCUACACUCUCUCCAGACCAAGGUGUCGCAAGUAUAAAUUAUAAAUCUGUACACAUAUCCACAUAUACUGUAUGUACUGUAUGUACUGUAUGUAUAUGUGUAAAAAGGCAAAAUAGACCAUUUUUAGUGGUUUGUAUUGUUUUAGGGUUCAUUGUGCAACACUGAUUGAAGAAAAAAAACAAUAACAGUGAUAAUAAACUAGCUCUAGUAAGAAUA
Molecule: messenger RNA, 11100 nt
Organism: Amphiprion ocellaris (clown anemonefish)
Lineage: Eukaryota; Metazoa; Chordata; Actinopteri; Pomacentridae
Gene: igdcc3
Product: immunoglobulin superfamily, DCC subclass, member 3
Exons: 14
Coding region: 283-2574 (763 amino acids)
Biological process (GO): axon guidance; cell-cell adhesion
Cellular component (GO): plasma membrane; axon
Molecular function (GO): protein binding
Source: RefSeq, a predicted model, not a curated record